UUAAACAACUGGAUCACCACACAUAUGUUUUGUGACGUCAUUUUCGUCAACAACAGAACAUCAACAACUGGAUCAUAAAAGCGUUUGAAGUCGUCUAUUUGAAAACAAUCUGCGUAGUGUUUUAAAUUUUUGAAACAGAUCGCAUUUAAUAGAAUAAUUUUGAAAUACCUAUGCCUUUCCUCGGAAAGGAUUGGCGAUCGCCUGGGGAAGCCUGGGUUAAAACUUCUGAAGGCUGGGAGAGAAAGAAAAUUUUGGAAUAUAAAAGCAAUCAUGGUCAAUCUAGGUAUUCUCGAAAUAGAAGUGUAUUCCUGGAGAAAAAAAGAGAAAACAGUUCCUAUGAGAGCAAUUCGGAUUUCCCUUUUGGGAGUGCAGAUAUAGAAUUUAUCAAUAACUCAGCUUUGAAAGAAAAUCAACCUUACUGUCAAAUAACUUUAAAAAAUACCAAAGAAGUCACUAGUUUCAAUAAUAUUGGUGAAGCUAUUCAGAAGUUAGACUUUAGAAAUGCAGUGCAUGAUAUUAGAAGGUUUAACUACAUAUGCAAGCUUUUACAUUUGCUGAUUACCCAAAAUCUCACAACUUUGAGUGGUCGUGCAACACAAAUACUCUUUGUAGUCCUAGAAGAAGUCGCUCGACAAGUGGCAAGCAACCAACAGAACUUGCACAUACUCCACAUGCUUCUCUACGACUUGCGGAGGAUCAUUAGAAAGUAUUAUUGCUGGGGGAGACCUCUUGGCAGCACUCUCCUAUGGGAACAACAUCUGAAGACUAUUGACAGAAUUUGUCAAUUCGCUAGUGAUAUAGAAAUCAAGCAGCCAAUGGAUGAUGGUUCUUAUAGAUUGACCGAUAUGCCGGCAGCAAUAUUAAGAGAAAUUUUGCUUAGGUUAAGUGACUAUAAAGACCUGAUGAAUUCCUCCCAGGCAUGCGAUGACAUGAAAUUUCUCCUUGACGAGCAGCACAUUUGGAGAGAACUAUGCAAAUUUCAUUUUUCCCGAGAGCAAAUUAAAGUACUUAUGGAGAACAACAAGUUGAAACCUUUGAACUCAAAAACUGAUUGGCAGCUUGUUUUUCAUCAGUUACGAAA
Messenger RNA from Parasteatoda tepidariorum (common house spider), 1081 nucleotides. Its product is annotated as F-box only protein 32. NCBI's taxonomy places the organism in Eukaryota, Metazoa, Arthropoda, Arachnida, Araneae, Theridiidae. Gene Ontology annotation, cellular component: nucleus; SCF ubiquitin ligase complex; cytoplasm. Gene Ontology annotation, biological process: protein ubiquitination. The record is from RefSeq and is a predicted model, not a curated record. Gene Ontology annotation, molecular function: protein binding.